Messenger RNA from Pomacea canaliculata, 4248 nucleotides. RefSeq lists its product as uncharacterized. The record is from RefSeq and is a predicted model, not a curated record. Lineage: Eukaryota; Metazoa; Mollusca; Gastropoda; Architaenioglossa; Ampullariidae. The transcript has 2 exons. The coding region runs from base 1841 to 4180 and encodes 779 amino acids.
UAGACUAUUUAUCUCAGAGGACAAUUACAAGCAGUUGUGUACCCGUGUCCAUCCUCCCUCUCCUUCGGACUGUUCUUCGGAGGCUUGGUGAGUUUCAAAAGACUAAACUGCUCAAAGAAAGAAAUGUAAAACAAAACUCUGAAGAAGUAGGUAUUGUCAUCACAGUCAUCUACGACGACUUCAGCUGGAGUGCGAAAUGUCCCACGUCAGCAGUCGAUGCGAGGCAGAGGAGAGAAUCGUGACCGUGCAAUCAAUACGCGCACAAGAUAGCUCUAAAUACACUCCCACCCCUCCUUCUCUCUCUCUCUGUCUCUCUGUCUCGGUCUCCCAGGCUUCCUAUGGAAGUAGGCUUCUAUUAGUGCCACAGCUUCAUGUUUCUUUGAUUGGGCUGGCAUCCUGCAGGGCUGGUCACGAUCUCAGCGCGUCACGGGGCGGUGCAGCCAGACUCAGCCAUGCGUGGCGGUACAGAGGUUAAAGCAGACGAGAAACCAGUCGAGCGGAGAACAACAAGCUGACGGACGCUUCUGAUGUCAAAACAGCGCAUCACCUGUGCUCCUCGUCAUCAUAUGACGUCAAGUGCUCCUCGUCAUCCUGUGACGUAAAGUUCUCCUCGUCAUCCUAUGACGUAAAGUUCUUCUUGUCCACGUCAUUCUUGUCAACUCACGUCAAGUGAUUUUUGUCAAUUUACGUCACCGGCUUCUUGUCAAACUUCGUGCCUCUCUUUGCCCUGAUUGGUCCAGCUUGUCACGAGGACCCAUGAUGCCAGAGCGCGUGAAAGCAUAGCGUUUCUUUUAACUCGUAGUCAGCAGCGAACUGUUGCGACCAAUGGAAGCUGUCACUUCCUUUCUAUUCUUCAUUCCCGGAGGAUGGGAGCUGGUGAAAGGUCACAGGUUGUCACGUGGUUUUACAGGCUGUCUUCACUCCAAAAGGCUCGGUGGCUUGUCGGGAAGAGCUGCUGGCUGGCAGGAUACAAGAAAUGAGGAAUUUGUCCUUUAACGGCAAAAGGCGGUUCACUUUUGUUCACGUUCCGAGUAGCGUCCGCUCGAUGAAGCCCUUCUAUAAACAAGCCCACAACGAGGCUCGUGAUUUAUUCCACCCGAGGCCGUAUCCUGUCCCGCCGAUGUGAUCAGCUGCAGUGUGUUCCACGCUUGAAGACGACGAUGUAAUCCCGUGAAUGGCUGGGUAACUAUCCUGGUGAAAAAAAUAUUCCGGAUAAAUGCUUCAAGCAGGCAGACGGAGCUCAGUCGGUGGGCUUUGCGCAGUUCGUCAGCAGCGGAAAAGAUGUUUUUAUGCGCGGAUAAACACUUGUUGGAGAAUGCUUUGAUAAUGUGAGAUUUCUCAUGACCAAACUUUCUGGGCGACUUUGGAUUAUUUUACCGGUGAUUUUGCUUUGGUCGCCAGUUCCACAGCAGCUGAUACUGUGACUGGAAAUUCUUCCAGUCCGCACAGACGAUGGGUACUCGGUAUUAGAGGAAUCGAGGUGAGGGGAAUAGAAAUAUAACCACAGGAAACAGUUUCAAAGGAUGUGACCUAGACACAGUGAACUACUCACAGCUUAUUGUCCUUCUGACCUCUAAGCUAUAUGACCUUUCACCUUUACCUUUUCCCCCCCUCCCUCCUCCGCUUUACUUUCCUUGGAACUAUUCGCUGUGCUGGCAGCUAAAAGAAUUCUUCAGACGCCUCCGUAAACACGAAGAACCGCGAAGGGAGAUAUAUCACUGUGCAAACAUGAUGCCCGUGCCUCACAGACCUGUGUCCCCCUACACAAGACAGACACCCGGUGGAUGAACGGUUACUGGUGGUUUGUCACUGCUACCGUCUUUCACGCCUUCAUUUCAAGAUGGAGGACUGGGAGUGGGACUGGGACAGGGACUGGGACUCGUACAACAGUAGCAUUCGCUACCGCUCCGGUAGUGACUUGUACCAAGGGAGCCAAUACGGAGAUUACAAAGCUACUCAUCGUCCUUGGGAUGAGGAUAACCUGCGAAUAGGAAGCAAAGGGAGGCAACUCAGCAGGGGUUCCAGCGCGUCAACGUUCGAUGAAGUGGAAUCCCUGUGUUUGUCCAAGUCGUCCAGUGAUUCUUUUAACCUGUACCGCCGGCAUGGGGUGGGAGUGGCAGCGGGCCGAGGCGGGAAACUUUUGUCUCGACAGAGCUCGACAACAAGCACAUCGACAUCCAGCGGCCACCCAGGAGAGGCUCUAGACAAACGCUCCCAAUCUACCAGCACCUCUGGCUCCGUGCAUGAGGAAGGAGGCAUGGAGACCCUCGACCCUCGCCAGCAGUUUAACCUCGGAGACCCAGCCUUCCUUGAUCGCAUCUUCCGGCGAGUCCUGGACUGGAACAACAUGUAUGGAGCUGCUGGAGGAGACAUGCACGGUAAAGGAGGGGGAAUAGGAACAGGAGGCGGGAGGAACUUUGGUGUAUUGCCACCUUCUAUGCAAGCUGCGUCACGUGCAACGUCAGGUUCUCCCAUGAUGCACGGGAGUCCAGCACUAGGACGCAGGGCUAAAGACAUGCAGGCCAAGAAACAGAUGUCGCCGACUUCGGACAUCACGCAUGUGAAAAGGCGUAGAGACCUCAUAAUACCCGACGAGGACGAAGAAUACCCGUUUGCUCCGAACAGCUUGCGAAGACCUGGCGAUCUCAAGGGAAGGUCAGGCGGGAAGGACAGCAGUGUCGGCUCCACGACUAGCGUCUCAUCGUCCAAACAGAUCAGUUCUGAUUCCUUUAGCAUGAUGUCGUCGGGUUCGUCCAUGAGCCAGGAUUUGAACUGGCGGGACCAGCUGGUACAUGGGUGGCGAGAGAUGACGGGUCAGAGGUACAACGAACAGCCCAGCUCGUACGGGAUGUUCACCCGCCAGGGCUCUCAGACUUGGAGAGACCACCCCCAUUACCACCAUCAGCAGCAACAACAUCCCCCGCCGUCCACGUUUCAUCCAAUAUCAGGCAUGAUGCCACCCGGAUUUAUGCCCCAUCCAUCGACGUUCAGCCGGGGUAUGAGCGUAGAGAGUUUAGGUAGCAUGGGAAUUCCUUCUCCUCCUGCAGAAACGUUCAGGUACGGAAACCCGCUGCAGCCUUUUCCCCCCAACCAAAUGCAGAACCAAGCUGAAAUGAUGCUCAUGAACCUGGGCUUCGGCUCUUCCGAUGGUUUCCUUCCGGAGCGGUUUCUGCGCGACUGGUACAACAAAGUGAUGCGCGCGCAGAUGCAGAGCCAGCAGCAGGCUGCUCCGGCGGGUGCUCCCUUGGACGCGCAAGACUCUCUGUACGGCAGCGCCUCUAACCUACACAACGUGGACGCAGUCAGGGGUCCGCAACUCCCGAACCGCAAGCCGAGCUUUGACGACGUGGGGUCGGCAUCUGACCUACACCACGUAGUCCAUCACCCCUCUGGCAGGCUCAUGACGUCAUCGGCAGCCUCGCACGCGUCCAGCGACUCCCACGACGUUGCGGCCAGCAACCUGCCUCCAGUUCUCGACAAGGACGAGCGCAUCGACCGAUUGAAAGAGUACAUCGAGGCCUAUGCCCAGAAUAUGAGCACGAGCAGCGAUUCCAGGACCGGUCGUAUCCGGCAAUUCGCCAACGCUCGGCAAAAAUCGCUUCCUCUGUACCUGGAAACGUUGAGCGAAGAGGACGAGGGGAAAGCAAGGAAGGCGGCCUUCGACCCGCUGGACAAAGAAUCCAGGUUGCAGGCAUUUCUCCGGGAGGACAGCUUUAGCACCAGCGGAAGAAGCGAGUCACACCCCUCCGAAUCAUCUGGUCCCACCAGCUGCGAGCAGAGUAUGUGUGGCUCGGAGAGUGACUCGAUGAGUGGUUCCGACCACCAAGCCUACAUCAACUACAGCAGAAAGCAUGGUGUCAGUGGUGUGUCGUCCGUGUCUACAUUCGGUAAUCCGACACCCGGGGUGUCCCACACCUUGACUUUGAAGGUACCGGGAUAUUCGUUGGCCGAACCCUCAGAAAACUGCGUGCAUUCAGAAACCGGAAAUGACAUAGUGAAAGGUGACGGAGAAGGACUUGUGAAGCCUCGAACACAUCACCAGCCGCUGGUGAACGAUGCGAGUUUUAAAGAAGUGUUUAAUGAGUCAAAGGACUGUGACCACCACAGUGCCGUAGAGCAACAUACAACUGAGAGUUCAGUCAGCCCGACUAGUCAUGGUACUCAGCAUCACCACCAUUAAUCGUCGCAGUCAUCAUCACCACCACCAUCAUCACCAUGAUCAAAGCAACACCUCCGAGCAUGAUAAGG